GUUUUUUCAGCAUCUGAUAGGCAUCUGAGAUCUUGGCCUCAUCAGGUAACCCCAGCGUCCAGCUAUAGAUCAGCUCCAAAACCUUCUUUUUAACUGGCUCUGGUGACCGUGAGCCCAGGUACUGAGUGGGAGAUUGAGGACAACAAUGUUUUUCAUACACGUCUCCAGAACCUUGUGAUGAAAACACAAUGCAGAAACGUAGACAAACAAUCAAGGUACAGUCUGUAGAAUCUUAGCAGCAUACAAAGAUCUGAACUCACCAGCAGGGCUUGCAUGGCUUCCCACUCCUGUGGUGACUGGAUCUUGUGGGCUAGGAGCCUGGUGGCCAACUGAGAGAAGCAGCAGCUCUGUGUCUCCCUCCAGCGGCAGCUAUUGUGCAUCUCAGCGAGUGUGGACCACAACAAGGAGCACUGCUGCACGUAACGGGAUUUGAUUGAAAUGUGCAGCCCCUCUAACAAGUAAAUCUGAAGUCCUGGAAGCGCUGCAGAUGUUUGGACGACACUUCAGCACAUUCAGAAGCUCGCUGUGGGGCGGAAAGUGACCUUGAGUCGCCGUGACUGAGGGGAACCGCUUGAGACUUCAGUUGUGACUGGAAACAUUGAAGUAAUGUAAAGUCGCAUAAUGUGCGGAUACCUUUGAUUUUAUCUGACAGAGAAACAUUAACAGUGGAAACAGAGCAACUUCCUUCCGGCUGCUUCACCAACUCGAUGCACAGGUUUUAGCCGCAGGUUUUCUGCAACCAAAACAGUAGUUGCAAGGGAAGUUGACGCUCGUUUUCCUGUUUUUCUUUUCUUUUCUUUGUCCGUUUGAUCUCCUCUAAGUUAGAAAGUGUUAUGUCCACCCAGCGCUCAUGUCUGAUCUCACACAAGAUAUGGUAUCACCGAGGGCUUUGCGAGAGUGGUGCCGCGUCUCAUGCGCUAAUUACCCCAAUGUGGAAAUAAAGAACAUGUCAACCUCGUUCAGAGAUGGACUGGCAUUUUGUGCCAUCAUCCACAAACACCGACCUGACUUGAUAGAUUUUAGCUCCCUCUCCAAAGAGAAUGUUUAUCAAAAUAACAAACUGGCGUUUGAGGUUGCAGAAGCAAAGCUGGGCAUCCCUGCGUUGCUGGACCCAAAGGAAAUGGUUCUCACCAAGGUGCCUGAUUGUUUGAGUGUCAUCACCUACCUCUCCCAGUACUAUCACUUCUUCAGCAGGAGGUCUUAUGGUCCGGCCAGUUUGAGGUCACCGCACGUCACUGUCUUAAACAAUCUCACAAAGAGUAAAACACCCGAUGCUCUGAAACCGCUGAAGAGCUCGACUCAUCUGGAAACUGGUAAAAAUCAUUUGUCCAACACAAGACCACGAACAGUGUGUUCUUUGUGUUUCAAGCCUGUCCACCUUAUACAGAGACAUGUAAUUGACGGAAAGAUCUACCAUCGCAGCUGUUUCAGGUGCAAAGUAUGCCACAGCACACUUUUACCAGAGUCUUACACACAAGGAAGCGAUGCUGGUUCCUUGAUCUGCAGUCACCAUGUAGCAGACGGUAAAAGUACUCGUGUUGACCUCAGUCACCAAAUUGGAUCAACUGAGAAUCAUCACAAAUGUCAGUUUCAGGCAGGUUAUUUUUCUUUUGGCGGACUUAGUAUCACCAGUGUCCCUCAUUACACUAAGAAAACAGAGUCACAGGACAGACUGGUUUGUAAAACACCAGACAUGGACGGGAAAGAAAGGCAGGAGAGUAGCAGAGAGGUGAAAGGCAGAGAAAACAGAGACUCGACUGUCGGACCAAAGAGCACGGUAAAGAAUCCAGCACCCCUACCCAGUGCUACAGACAGGACAGCCGAACAGCCCCCUGAGCUCCCGUCGCCGUGUCUACAAGUGACAGAGGGAAGUAGUCAGCCCGUUCCAGCACCCAGGCGAAUGUUAGAUUCGUCUGCCGUCCCUGUUCCUGCUCCCAGGACCAAAACUUCCCAGACAACAAACAGCUCCACUGCUGCAGGCAGUAAAUCUCCACUCAGUUCAUCUCACAUCACCAGCCCAACCACUGGUAGCCCUAGAGUGAAAACCAACCAUCCGUGGAUGGGCAUCAUCCAUCCCGGACCGUGGACACAGCUGCCUCCCGCUCCAGCACCAUUACCCACUCCUCGAUCCAAAUCUGUCUCUAACCUGCAGGGUCCCUGGUACAGACCCAAAGUGCCCCCUCCCAAUCCAUUUGGAGAGGACGUGGAUGAGGGCACUCAGGAGGAGGCUGUAAAACCUGAGUCUUCAGACCCAUCUCAGUCCUUAGUGGACUCUGGUCAUCCAGAGAAUGGUGGCAGUCUGACACAAACAGGCAUCUCCAUUUGUUCAGGUGAUGCUGAAAAUACUGUCAUUAAGUCUGAUGACAAUAACCUAAACCUACUGGAUAAACCCAUUCAGCCAGAGACUUCAGAUUUCAAAGAGGCUGGUGGAGCUGCAACACCUGACCCAGCAGAGGAAGUGGAGGCUUUCAGUGAACUAGCUGGAAACGCAAGUCAAAACAAAAAUGGAGAAGCAGCAGCAGGGUCACAUGUUGGUUCAGGUGACGCACAGAGUCACUGCUUCCCCAGGAGUCUCUCUGUCCCAGUCUUCACACCUCUCCACUCUCACACAGAGGCAAAUGAAUCUGUCACAUCAAGCCAAAGUAAGCCGGCCUGCAAAGAGAAUCCUUUUGAUCGAAAACCUCCAAUGCCCAAAUCAAAGACCUUCCAGGUCACCCCAUCUACACGGGCCCCUGCCCCUGGACAUGGAUUCCCACUCAUCAAGAGAAAGGUGCAGACAGACCAGCAAUUUUCUGUAGAAGACCUGCAGACAGAGAUGGGAGAACUGGAUAAACAUCUGGAGGCACUGGAACAAAGAGGACUGGAGCUGGAAAGGAAUCUGAGAGACUGUAAGAAUGCUCAAGAGGAGGAACGAAUGCUAAUGGACUGGUUCUCUCUUAUCCAUGAGAGACAUGUUCUGUUGCGCAGAGAUACAGAGCUGGUUUAUUUGAUGAAGCAGCAGAAGUUAGAGGAGAGGCAGGCCGAUGUGGAAUAUGAGCUCCGAUGUCUCCUUAAUAAACCUGAGAGCGACUGGAGUCAGGAGGAUCAAGGUCGAGAGCAGCAGCUGAUGCAAGAGCUUGUCAUCAUCAUCGAACAGAGGAACCAGAUCAUCAGCAGCUUGGAUGAAGACAGACAGAGGGAAAGAGAGGAAGAUGGACUUUGGGAAGCUUCAAUAAAGGACAAAGAGUUCCAGAAAGAGGGACUAAAAGAGCUAAAGAAGUCAAAAGGAAAGUUCAAGCCCGCUAAAUUUUUUAAGAUGCUGAGCCAUAAAGCAGAGAGAACCAAAGACUCUAAAAAGAGUUGACGUGCUGUUGUGACUGCAGAACUUUUGUACAGAUAAAAAGCUCUUACAGACAACAAAUUCAUUUAUACCUUUAGUUGAUAAAAGUGUUUUGUCUUUUACCACAGUGUAAACAGGAUGAAAUAUAAUUUCCUCUGUGCAAAUGACAGUGUUAUCUGUACAUUUUCUAUUCCAUGAUUCUUGUUCAUCUACUAUAUAUGCAACCAGUAUUUAUGUUCCUUUAUAUUAUUUCAUACUUAGAUUAGCUGAAGUAUGCAAUAAAUAUUUAUUUGGGGAAGUUUCAUGUCUUGUUUAUGGAGAACAAUUGUAUGUUUUAUGAUUAAUCAACUUUUAUUUCAUCAGUUUUUUUGAGAUGCUAUUUAUGUACUAUGCUGAAAGUAGUGA
This is a messenger RNA of Toxotes jaculatrix (banded archerfish), 3724 nucleotides long. RefSeq names its product MICAL-like protein 1. Gene Ontology annotation, molecular function: protein binding. The record is from RefSeq and is a predicted model, not a curated record. The transcript has 18 exons. Lineage: Eukaryota; Metazoa; Chordata; Actinopteri; Toxotidae. The coding region runs from base 851 to 3343 and encodes 830 amino acids.